Trichoplusia ni (cabbage looper) is the source of this 1694-nucleotide messenger RNA. Its product is annotated as transcription termination factor 5, mitochondrial-like. Gene Ontology annotation, biological process: termination of mitochondrial transcription; regulation of DNA-templated transcription. The record is from RefSeq and is a predicted model, not a curated record. Gene Ontology annotation, molecular function: double-stranded DNA binding. Gene Ontology annotation, cellular component: mitochondrial matrix. NCBI's taxonomy places the organism in Eukaryota, Metazoa, Arthropoda, Insecta, Lepidoptera, Noctuidae.
UUAUUUAAAGUACCGUGGAGAAAAUAUCACGACAUACCGUUUAUAGACUUUUAUAAGAAAACUACAGGACACACAAUAUCUCAAGAUUAUUUACAAGUCUUAAAAAAGAGGCACCCACACAUAGACGAAAUAACACAGGACCGAUUACAAUGUACUCUGCAAAUAUUAGAAAAGUUCAAUAUUACUCCGGAAGAGGCUUGCAACAACCUUCAUGUUUUCAGUAUGAACCCCAUCACUAUGGAUAACUACGCUGAAAUAUUAAAAGAAUGUGGCUUUGUUACAAUAUCUCCACAACAUAUUAUCAAGUACCACACGUUUGUACAACACCGAAAAAUAAUACAAUUGAAAAAAGAGGGUUUGCUUCCACCAAACAUGGAAUUAGAACAAUUUAUAUUAGACAAAUUUCAAGAAUGGCCCGACAGUUGUAAGAGUUUACAGAAGUUUCCAGAUUCCACCUCAACUAUUUUAACAAUUCGUGUAAGUAUUUUGGAGAGGUUCUUACAUUGGAAGUUAUCAGUAACACCGGAACAAUUUGAAAAAUACUGUAGAAACUACCUGCCUUUGAAACAUAGGCCAAUGUCAGACAUCCAAGAAGCCAUCAGUAUAGCGCAGAAUAAAAUUAAGUUUGACAAUGAAGGAAUUAAAAGAAACGGUUUUAUUAUAUCUGCUGAUCCUAUGCAUACAAAGCUUAUACUGGAGAAUGUAGGCAGUAUUGCAGGUUUGGAUAUUUGCGACGCUUUAAAAAAAGAACCGGCCAUUUUGAAGAAUAACUAUAAUUCAAUUAUUCAAGUUAGGAAUGUAUUAGAGGAAUACAGAAUAUCAGACGAAGCUCAAAGACGUUGUUUGAAGGUUUUCUGCAUGCGCCCGGAAACUGUUAGAGAGCGUCUCGAAGAAUUUACUAAUUUAAAAGAAUACCAAGUAUUAAAAACAAAUCCUAGGAUCCUCUUCCUGGUAAUACAUAAGAAGAAAAUGAUGAACCGCCUAACCAAGAUGCAGACUGCAAAAAAACAGUGUUUCAGUCUUAAUCAUUUAGUGUCGUCAACCAAAAUAUUUGAAAAUUACAUAAGCAGUUUUGGCGACAAAGUCUGCGGGAGAGAUAUAGCAAUAAUAAUAUCAUCGUCGCUAAGCAAACUGCCAUCUGUGAACAACAGCGUUUCUCUUGAGCAAAGCAUAUUAAUCCAGCUGAGACGACACAAGUACUGGCUGCAUGUAGCUAUGACCUCCAUCGACGAAACCCUGACGUUUCUCAAGAAAAAGUUCGAUGAUCAAACUAUUUUUAAUAAUUGCCAGAUUGUUUUAUAUCCAAUGUCGGUAGUACAACACUACAUAGACAACCUGCUAAAUAAACGUAAACACAAAAAUGAUAAUGACGAGUCCAACACUGAUUUACAUUACAACUACUUGAAUAUAGACAGCCUGACUGACGAUCAGAUUCUAAGUCUGGUGCUAUAUGAAAUUGAGAAGAAGUACCAUUUUAGUGGAGACGGUAUCUGGUCUACUCAGGAAGCAAUGAAAGUAAACUCACAAAAAGAACUACUGAACCGAGCCAACAUCAAAGUUUCAGGAUUGAGCAUUGGAAAUCUUUACAAAUAAAAAAAAACUAACUGACAAUGAUUUUUGUUUUAACACUGUCGAUCAGUUGUAAUAAAAAAAUGCAGCCUUCAAUGAUUUCGAAUCACUGCAUUUUAAAAAUC